CGGGGCUAGUGUUCCAGUCUUUUCCUGGUUCGCAAUGCUGCUCAUGGAUGCUAAACAUCUCUCCUAUAAAGCUAUAACCCAGUAAAAGCAGCCUUUUUAUUAUAACUGCGGUUGAACGGGACACCACAGGCGAUGGGUUUGCUUACAAUUUUGAAGAAGAUGAAGCAGAAGGAGCGGGAGAUGAGACUGCUGAUGUUAGGACUGGACAACGCGGGGAAGACCACCAUCCUCAAGAAGUUCAAUGGAGAAGAUGUCAGCACCAUCUCCCCAACACUGGGCUUCAACAUCAAAACAGUGGAGCACAAAGGCUUUAAGUUGAAUAUCUGGGAUGUUGGGGGUCAGAAGUCCCUGCGCUCCUACUGGAGGAACUACUUUGAGAGCACUGACGGGCUGGUGUGGGUGGUGGACAGCGCUGACAGACUCAGACUGGAGGACUGCAAGCAGGAGCUCAGUUCACUACUGCUGGAGGAGAGGUUAGCUGGUGCAACGCUGCUGGUGUUUGCAAACAAACAGGACUUACCAGGAGCCCUGUCGAAAGAGGCCAUACGAGAUGCGCUGGCCCUGGAUGAGAUCAAAACUCAUCACUGGUGUAUCAUUGGUUGCAGCGCAGUAACGGGAGAGAAUUUGUUAGCUGGGGUGGACUGGCUGUUAGAUGAUAUUGCUGCAAGAAUUUUCACCACUGACUGAGUUUUUUUUUUUUUUUUUAACCGCAGCCUCUCAUGCCUAAACUCCUACAUGAUUCCAGGCUCAUUGGACUACGUAGAUUAAAAAAAAGGAGCCCCGUUGUCUUUGUUCCUUCAGCCGCUGCAACAUGCAGACUGUAUCCAUUACAGGAUUCACACCUGGCUUUUGUUCAAGUAAUCAAUAAAAUUCAUACAACGAAA
Molecule: messenger RNA, 884 nt
Organism: Dicentrarchus labrax (European seabass)
Lineage: Eukaryota; Metazoa; Chordata; Actinopteri; Moronidae
Gene: arl2
Product: ADP-ribosylation factor-like 2
Exons: 5
Coding region: 133-687 (184 amino acids)
Biological process (GO): protein folding
Cellular component (GO): microtubule cytoskeleton; cytoplasm
Molecular function (GO): GTP binding; GTPase activity
Source: RefSeq, a predicted model, not a curated record